Molecule: messenger RNA, 1320 nt
Organism: Rotaria sordida
Lineage: Eukaryota; Metazoa; Rotifera; Eurotatoria; Philodinida; Philodinidae
Source: the annotation of a GenBank genome assembly
UUUGCUCUUAUUGGUAAUACAUUAAAUUUUUAUUCAUUAUGUGUUAGUACUGACCGAUAUAGUCGAAAAAGUAUUCAUGUACUUAUAUGGAAUUUAAUUAUUGAAGGAACAAUAUGGACAUUAAUAUUUUAUACAGUUAAAAUGGUAUCCUAUGCUGAUUUAGGUGAACAUUUUGCUUUAAAUAAUGGUAAAUGGUUAAAUGAUUCAUGGUGUAAAUCUGAAAUGUAUAUAUUACGUAUAAUGGAUUUUCUUCUUGCUUAUACAAUUGUAUUUUUAUGUCUUGAUCGUUGUGUAAAAAGAAAAACAUGUUGUUAUGGUAUACGUCGUUUUAUAACUGGUAUUUGUAUAUUAAUAUCACUUUGGCUUGCUGUUUGUUAUGCAUUAAUACCAACAUUAUUUAUUGAUCAACAAUUAAAAUCAUUUAAUUAUGGUUCAUAUGAAUGUAUUUAUAAUGGAACACAAAUAAAUGAAUUAAAUUGGUUAGAUUUACGAAAUAUUCAAUUACCUAUAAAAACAAUUUAUUUACUUGAUUUUAUAUUUGGAAAUGCUUUACCAAUAUUUUUAAUGAUUUUAUUAUUAAUUAUACGAUUUUUUAUUUAUAGAAAAUCAACAACAAAUAAAUAUAAAACUAAUACAGAUAUAAAUCUUACUGAAUUAGAUUUAAAUACAUAUAAACAAUUUGAUUUGAAAAAUUAUGAUGAUGAACAUCCAAAUUUAACGAAAAUGGUUGUUUUAUAUGUAAUCGUCUUUAUAAUAUGUCAAUUACCAUAUUAUAUUUAUCGUCUAGUUCGUAUUUAUCAUCCAUCAAUUGAAUUAAAUUUAUUUUCAAUUAAUAUUUUAUAUGCAAUUGAUAUUCCUUUAAUUAUUCUUCGUUUAAUUAAUCGUGCUAUUAAUCCAUGGCUUUCAUUUUUUUUAAUGCGUUCAAUACGAGAUUCAUCUCGUCAAGCAUGUUCAUCAUUUUGGUGUUGUGGUUGUUUUCCUUGUUGUCCAAAUCGUUGGUCAUGUUUACAUGAUUGUUCAUUAUGUAUACGUAAUGAAUGGUAUGAUUUAACAGCUAGUCAACAAAUGAUACGAGAAAUUCGUCCAACAGGAAGUAUUAUGAAAAAAGAAUUUACUGAUUCAACUGGAAAACGUAUUCGACAAACAUAUGAAGAAUAUGUUAGAUAUUUUCAUCGACCACGUACACAUUUUAGUGAUGCUAAUCCAGCAUUAUUACUUGCCGGUAAAAAUAUACCUGCAGGAAAUGAAAAUUUAAGUUAUUUAUCUAGUAAUCAAAAACAACAACAUCCUCAAUUGAUGGAACCAAGUACUGAAUUAUAA